Molecule: messenger RNA, 587 nt
Organism: Diospyros lotus (date-plum)
Lineage: Eukaryota; Viridiplantae; Streptophyta; Magnoliopsida; Ericales; Ebenaceae
Product: rapid alkalinization factor-like
Exons: 1
Coding region: 110-454 (114 amino acids)
Source: RefSeq, a predicted model, not a curated record
AGCCGGCAGAGCCUCCCUCUAUUGCAAGAAACCAUCUUUCGUUCUCAGUAACAACUUCAAUUCAAUUAGGAGGGAGACGAGGAAGGGAGAAAGCCUGAAGAAUAAGACAAUGGCGAACCAUCCCGGCUUCCCCCACCUGAUGAUCAUCUCCUGUUUGCUGGUCGGAAGCCUGGUAUUGGCGGUGGAAGCGGGCGGCGACGAGUGGAGCUGGAUGCCGGCGAGGGGGGGCUGCCGGGGGACGAUAGAGGAGUGCAUGGCGACGGGGGAGCUGGAGAUGGAGUCGGAGAUGAGCCGGCGGAUACUAGCCACCACCAAGUACAUCAGCUACGGGGCGCUGCAGAGGAACACGGUGCCGUGUUCUCAGAGGGGCGCUUCCUAUUAUAAUUGCAAGCCCGGGGCGGAAGCCAACCCCUACACCCGCGGUUGCAGCGCCAUUACUCGCUGCCGCAGCUGAAAGAGUCGGAUUUGGCUUUGGGUUUCAUUUGUUUGCAUGUGUAUUAACAAUAACAAUAACAUGGUAUGGUUUUAUCUAUCUUGAUGUUACAUAUAUAUAUAUAUAUAUAUCAACAUAUUAUUAUGGUUUUCAA